CACACACGGUCCACCGAGUGAGCUGCUCCGGAGUGCACGGUGCAGCUCUGUCGAGAGUCGGACGCAGAGAUCCUUCACUCGACACCGCGGUCAUGUUCCUCUGCGCUUUUCUCUAACACUUCCGCCGGCCGGCUGGCUGCUGCUGUGUGCGGGUGUGUGCGGGAUGGAGAAGUGCGGUGCGGCUCGCUGUGACAGCGCCGGUAAGCGCAGUGUGUCGGUGGAGCGCGGCCGGAGACCAGCAGCGAGCGGAGCGCAAGCGCGGCCCGGAGCUCCAAUCCCGAACCAGGCGUGCAGCGGGAAAGCGGAGCAAAACCUCCGGAGAGGACUGGAAGGAGUCCUCAACAAAUACACUAAUCUACUGCAAGGAUGGCAGCACAGGUAUUUUGUUCUGGACCCUGAGCUUGGUCAGCUGCAGUACUUUCUAAAUGAGCAAAGUAAGACCCAAAAACCACGAGGCGCCUUGCCUCUGAUUGGCUCAUCUGUGGCUCCCAGUGAUGAGUUUCCAUUCAUGUUCACAGUUUUUGCGGUUAAUGGAGAGCUGUUUAAACUGAGAGCUUGUGAUGUGUAUGAGCGGCAGCAGUGGAUGACCCAGCUUCAGCUCUGUGCCCGUCGUCAUUCAGAGGGCAGCACCAAGGGCUGCUCUUUAUCCUCGGUCUCCUCCUCUUCCACGGGCAGCCGGACCCGCAGCUGCUCCCUACUCCCUCAUCCCGCUCCAUCCUGCUCCUCCACUGCCACCCAGAGGCAAAACCUCCCGCAUGGGCACGGGACCCCGAGCUCCAUCAUCACCAUCACCCACCACAAAUCACCCACGAGUGGCCAUCGGGCCUGCAGCCACAAUCCUGCCCGUCUGCACCACGUCAAAGAGGUCAUGUCUCAGGCUGAGGGCCAGCAGAAGAACCUGCUGCACUCCAUUGAGUCUCUGCCGAGUCGUGGACCUCUUUCCUCACUCGAUCCAGACCUGCUGCUCCUCAAGGCUACAUCUGCAGCCACACUAAGCUGUCUAGGAGAGUGCCUAAGCAUCCUUCAGCACAAUGUCACCCAGGCAGCCCGCAACAUUUCCACACAAACACCAGGACUAAACACAGACACUAAUUCAGGCUGGUCGGGGCCAAAACUUGCAGCAGAUGAGCUAGUGGAGAAUGGAUCAGUGAUGGGCCUUUCCACCUCCACCAUUAACAAAGCAUCCCCAUCUCAAGCACACAGGAGCAAGGAGGUGCACCAAGGUUUUGAGCAGCAUUCCAGUGCAAAUGCAGUGGACCCCACUGAGGAGAACACAGACACUGAGGACAAUGAGGAAGAGGACCUGGGGGUGUUGGAUGACCAAAGGAGCAUCAUCCUCCACCUGCUCUCCCAGCUUAAACUGGGCAUGGACCUCACACGGGUAGUGCUACCUACCUUUAUCCUGGAGAAACGCUCUCUGCUGGAGAUGUACGCUAACUUCAUGGCCCAUCCUGAUAUGUUCCUGGCCAUCACAGCUGGAGCAACACCAGAAGAGCGCAUUGUGCGAUUCGUGGAAUAUUACCUAACUGCCUUUCAUGAAGGACGCAAAGGUGCUGUGGCUAAAAAGCCCUAUAACCCCAUAUUAGGAGAGAGCUUUCUGUGCAGCUGGGAUGUCCCACACGAAAAAGUACGGCCCCUUAGGACCAACACUUCCGGUCCUGCGCCUUCAGCCACACCCCUCAUCGACGGUUCCUCUCACUGCUAUCAGCUGCACUUUGUGGCUGAGCAGGUCUCACACCACCCGCCAGUCUCAGGGUUUUACUGCGAGUGCAAGGAACGGGGAAUGUGUGUCAACGCCCAUGUCUGGACGAAGAGCAAGUUCAUGGGCAUGUCUGUGGGUGUGUCCAUGGUUGGAGAGGGGGUGCUGCACCUUUUGGAGCAUGAAGAACAGUAUGUGUUCACACUUCCCUGUGCCUACGCUCGUUCCAUUCUCACCGUGCCAUGGGUGGAGCUCGGAGGAAAAGUGUCCAUCUGCUGUGCCAAGACUGGCUACUCUGCCACGGUCACAUUUCACACCAAACCUUUCUAUGGGGGGAAAGUGCACAGGGUGACGGCUGAGGUCAAGCACAAUCCCACCAGCACUAUUGUGUGUAAGGCUCAAGGCGAAUGGAACGGUACUCUGGAGUUUACAUAUAGUAGUGGAGAAACCAAAGUGAUUGACACAUCGAAACUGCCAGUCAUUAAGAAGAAAAUCCGCUCGGUGGAAAAGCAAGGCCAGUAUGAGUCCCGACGUUUGUGGCAGCACGUGACUGCAGCGCUCAAGGCCGGAGACAUCGACGCAGCCACGGAGCACAAACACCAGCUGGAGGAGAGACAGCGCAGUGAGGAGAAGCAACGAGCGGCCGCCAACACCGCCUGGAAACCCAAGUACUUCAUCAAAGAGGGAGAAGGCUGGGUCUAUCACAAUCCUCUGUGGAAGACUAACUGUUGAAGUGAGAGAGUGCCAUGAGCUAGCCGUCUGUCACAGAGCCCAGCCCACAGAUGGGCGGGGCCACACAGGGAGAGUGCUGGCCAGCCAAUGGAACCAGAGGAAGCGAAACUUCACAGGAGCACGAAAGAGCCUGAGCAUUUCCUCUGAGUGAUAAAGGUGCCAAAAAACUAAUAUUCCAACUUCAAAAGCAGAGCAACCCACUGCAGCAGCUCCCUAAAGAGCUGUCCUACUGAUUCUGAGAUGGACACACUCGAGAACAUGAUUCUUUCCAGCUCUGGGACAGGAGUCAUGGAGGUCAAGAAAAUUUUGAAAUGUAUCAAUCCAUCUAUGCUUCCUGAGAAGUCAGCACUCACCAGUUUCCUUAAACAAAACACCCUGGAUACCACGAACAGAUGAUGACAUCCGUGCUUGGAGUGUCGUGCCUGAUCGAGCACUUCAAGUCAGAAUGUGAUCAGAUGCAGCAAAACUGGGCAGAAUCCUAUUUUUAGACCCACGGCUGCUUCCAGUGAAUAUACGCUUGUCUGAAAUCACUGAGCAUAGCACUGAUGUAAGCAGUCAUGAAAGUUGCUCUAUUAGAUCUUUUUGCAUAAAUAUUCCGGUUACACAGUCUGAAUAGAAGAUGAAUCUUGUAGCUUUUGAAGUAGCUGCUCAUAGCCAUCCAGUAGGUCUAAAUAAAUGAGGUUCCAGAUGGAAUUCACUUUACUGUGAGACAUUUAUAGUACUAACCCCCUCCCAUAAAGAUUCUCAUGAGACAUUUCUUUCAGCCGAGCCAAGAAAAUGACAGCACUUAUAAUACUUGUAAAUCAAGCAUCCAACAGUUUGAGUGGUUUAUGUACUUAGUCUUGAUGGUGGCUUUGAUGAUCUAAGGAGAAACGUCUUUUAAAACCAUUUUUAUUGUUGCUUUGUGUAGCAAAUUGCAUCUUAGUUCAAAAAUUUUAAAAUAUCAUGCACAAGAAAGAUUGUUUAGAAAUAUUUGUUCAGUUUGCUGGUACAAUUGGACCAUGUUAUUAGAUAUUAGCUUGUGAAUUAAUUGUACUAUGAUCUGGUUUUGUACAUACUUUUGCAGUAAUCAUGAGAUUGGUAUUCAGAAUCAAAGCUGCACUUUAUAUGCUCUCUACCACAACACUUUAUUUCUCACUCAAUUUACAGUCAAAUGUGUACAAAAAAUGUUUUUUAACUACAUUUUGUUUUGUAGUUCCACCGUUAGCAUUUACUACAAAUCCCAGACUGAAGAUCUCUUCAAAAGCCUGUGAGGUUUCACUCCACCCACUGAUUGUAUUUUCUCUCUUUAUAAUUUGAUUCCAGAUGUGUUUUGAAAGCUGGCUUGGGAUACACGUGACUCUCUUACGAGCCUUAUAGGAAUGGAGUAUUUUUUGCACGUUUGUUUGAAUAAAUAAAUAAAAUAAAACUAA
Silurus meridionalis is the source of this 3843-nucleotide messenger RNA. RefSeq names its product oxysterol binding protein-like 10b (gene osbpl10b). Gene Ontology annotation, molecular function: cholesterol binding. Gene Ontology annotation, cellular component: intracellular membrane-bounded organelle; membrane; cytosol. The record is from RefSeq and is a predicted model, not a curated record. Lineage: Eukaryota; Metazoa; Chordata; Actinopteri; Siluriformes; Siluridae.